AUGUCAAGCCUUGCGAAGCUGGGGCAGUAUCAAAUGAGCGUUGCCCCUCUACGGACGUGUCGCGUAAAUUCACUUAACAAUGGAUGUGUCGUGCAAAGGCCAGGCACUGAUGUGAUGACUCAAGGUCACGAACCCUUGUCUAUAAUGGACGGCAAUCUUCAGACAGAUUUCUCCACGAAGACCAAACGAGGCAUUUUCCUGUCCAGGAGCCUCACCCUUGUCAUUCUCAUCAUAUUCGCAUUAGCACUCGUCGCUACAGCCUUCAUAGUGUACAAUUUUGCUGCAUGCCCAAGAACUGAUCAUUUAGCUAAUGUCACCAAACUAACUUACUGUGAACAAUCUAAGUUACUAGUUAUACCUCUAAGUACUGAUAGUACUACAAGUGUUUCUGUUGAAAGUACAACCAGCUACGCAGAAACAACCACUAAAGAAGUAGAUAACACUGUGACUGAUGUUAGACUACCAACGAAUAUAAAACCAGAUAGCUAUUUGUUAAAACUAACUCCUUAUAUAAUUGAAGGAAACUUUACAUUUGAUGGUGAAAUCAGCAUUGUUAUAACUGUGAAAAAUAACACAAACAGAAUAACUUUUCAUGGUGUAGAAUUAAGUUUUAAUAAAAUAAAUUUGUAUAAAAAGGAAGAUGGGAAAGAAAUUAAAAUAAUAAGAAGAACUGAAGAUGUCGCUAGACAAUUCCAAAUUCUUGAUAUAACAGAAACUUUGAUAGCGGGACAACAGUAUGUUCUUAACAUUACUUAUGUAGGAAUCUUGAACGACAAUCUUCAUGGGUUUUACCGAAGUUCGUAUGAAGAGAAGAAAGUCAAAAGAUGGAUAGCAGUGACUCAGUUUCAAGCUACCGAUGCAAGACGUGCAUUUCCAUGCUGGGACGAGCCUGCUUUGAAAGCAAAAUUUACUAUCAGUAUAGCGCGAUCAAAUAAUAUGACUUCAGUGUCUAAUAUGAAUAUGGUUGGAAGAAGCCCACAUGAAGUUCUGAAGGAUUAUACUUGGGAUCAUUAUGCGGAGUCGCUUCCAAUGUCGACAUACUUAGUCGCCUUCGCUGUGACAGAUUUUGGAAACAUGAGUGACCAUAACUUCUCCGUAUGGGCGAGGAAAGAAGCUCUACCCUCAGCGGCCUAUGCUCUUGAUAUCGGACCUAAAAUAUUGAAGUUUCUAGAGGAAUAUUAUAAAAUUAAAUUUCCUUUGCCAAAAAUAGACAUGAUCGCUUUACCAGAUUUUAAAGCAGGGGCGAUGGAGAAUUGGGGCCUGCUAACAUUUAGAGAGAUUGCUAUGUUAUAUGAAGAAGGCGUGUCCCCUACAACGGCAAAGGCCCGAGUAGCUUCUGUCGUUGCUCAUGAGAUUGCUCAUCAAUGGUUUGGAAACCUGGUGACACCAGCUUGGUGGUCGGAUAUAUGGCUUAAUGAGGGCUUUGCUAGCUAUGUGGAAUAUGUAGCUGUAGAUGCUGUUGAAAAAACUUGGAAGCUUAUGGAGGUAUUUGUUUUGAAUGAAGUUCAAAGCGUGUUCAAAUUAGAUGCACUUACAUCGUCUCAUCAAAUAUCGGUGGAAGUCGGAAAUCCUGAAGAAAUUGGAGCUAUUUUUGAUAAAAUUUCUUAUGGAAAAGGGUCAGCUAUUCUUCGUAUGAUGAACCACUUUUUAACGGACGAAGUAUUUAAUUCUGGCAUUACUGAUUACUUAAAUGCCAAAAAGUACGGGGAUGCCGAGCAAAGAGAUCUUUGGAGUGCACUUACUAAUGCAGCAAGAGAGAAGGGUUCUUUUGAUGCCGAUGUAGCAGUCGUUAUGGAUUCCUGGACUUUGCAGACUGGGUUCCCAGUAUUAUCAAUAACAAGGGAUUAUAAGACUGGUGCCAUUACAUUCAGACAGGAACGUUUUGUAUUGAUAAACGAAACAAAUGAGUUGCAUAAUUCUUCAGUUUGGUGGAUACCCAUAUCAUAUACAACUGCUAUUGAAAAGGAUUUUGAGUCUACUCGGCCUAAAAUAUGGCUAAGAGGAGAGAGAUCCAUUGUUGUACAUAAUAUAACCAUAAGUGAAAAUGACUGGCUUAUUGGUAAUAUACAACAAACAGGAUUCUACCGCAUUAAUUACGAUCAACGAAAUUGGGAGAUGUUGAUUAAGAUUCUUAACGAUAAAUCUCGUUUUGAAGAAAUUCACCCGAUUAAUCGAGCACAAAUUGUCGAUGAUGCUAUGAACUUGGCAUUAUCUGGCCGCUUGGACUACACGACUGCUUUGGAUAUUACAAAUUAUUUAGCACAUGAAAGAAGUUACGUGCCUUGGAAGGCUGGACUCGUGGCGUUAGGUUACAUUGAUACCAUGUUAUCGAAAGGCGCGUACUAUCUAGAAUACAAGCGGUACGUUCUAAGUCUCUUGAAUGGAGCUGUCCAGGAGCUGGGUUGGGAAGUGACGAGUAAUGAGAGCGUGGUUCGAGCUCAGCACCGAGUCGACAUUAUAUCUACAGCUUGUCAUCUACAGCAUGUUGAAUGUUUAGAACAUGCUGUGAGAUUGUAUACCAAUUGGAUGUUGACACCUAAUCCUGACGCUUAUAACGAGAUACAUGCUGAUAUUCGUAGCACUGUUUAUUGCGUGGGCAUUCAAGCCGGAGGUGCUAGGGAAUGGCAGUUCGCCUGGGAAAGGUUCCUUGUAGCGAGCGCGCCUUCAGAAAGAGAACUUUUGCUUUCUGUACUGGGCUGUACAAGGGCGCCAUACUUAUUGUACAGGUAUUUGGAUCUAUCUUUAAGGAACGACAGUGGAAUACGUAAACAGGAUACGAUCAGAGUUUUUUCAGCUGUCGCCAGUUCAUCUAUUGGGGAACCGAUUGCUUUUAACUUCGUCAGGGCCAACUGGCUCCGGCUUAAGGAAUAUGUCGGCUCCGUGUCCACAUUGAAUUCUAUCUUGAAAGUUGUAACGAGAAGAUUAAACGAAGUUCAUGAAUAUGAGGAGUUAAAGAGAUUUGUCGGAGAGUCCUGCAGUGAUCUGGGAAGACCGGUCCAGCAGGUGUUGGAAAGAACAGCUGCAAAUGUCCAAUGGAUGCAAAGGAAUUACCGAAAUAUCGUGGAUUGGCUCCUGGAAGCAGAAAAAACUAAAACAGCAUAA
Danaus chrysippus (African queen) is the source of this 3102-nucleotide messenger RNA. NCBI's taxonomy places the organism in Eukaryota, Metazoa, Arthropoda, Insecta, Lepidoptera, Nymphalidae. The record is from the annotation of a GenBank genome assembly.